GUAUCAAAUAACUCUAUGCUUUUGGAAGAAAUGACCUAGUAUUUUUGUGUCUGCUGGGAUUUGAACCUGAAACGUUAUGAUUCUUACUCACUUUAUUGACGACUAGACCACACCCUUGAUGCUUGUUGGACUAUAUGUUAAAGAUUUGGUUUUGGGCUUUCUUUAUUUGUGAUAAAUUAAUGUUUUUUUUUUUCUUUUAAUAACUGUGGUGUCUAGGCUAGCUUACCCGCAGCAGAUACCAGGUAACUCUAUCCAUCGAGGCUAGGAUAGAUUGGAAGAAAUGACCUAGUGUUUUUGUAUUUGUUGGGAUUUGAACCUGAGAUGUUAUGAUUCUUACUCACUUCAUUGACGACUAGGCCACACCCUUGGAUGUUUGUUGGACUAUAUGUUAAAGAUUUGAUUUUGGGAUUUCUUUAUUUGUGAUAAAUUAAUGUUUCUUUUUCUAAAUAACUUUGGUGUCCGGGUCAGCUUACGCGCAUCUCGACUAAUUCUACAUGAUAUCUGCCACCUCCUACCCGCAACAGGUAUUAGGUAACUCUAUCUAUCAAGACCAGGAUAGAUGGAAAGAAAUCACCUGGUGUUUUUGUAUCUGCUGGAAUUUGAACCUGAGAUGUUAUGAUUCUCACCUACUUCGUUGACGACUAGGCCACACCCUUGGAUGCUUGUUGGACUAAAUGUUAAAGAUUUGAUUUUGGGAUUCUUUUUAUUUGUGAUAAAUUAAUGUUUUUUUGUUAUGUUUAAGUGUUGAAGUAGUCCUGUAUUGUUUACAUUUCUUUUGAGCUGAGCGUCUACCGGAAACGGUCUCUUUACCCUGCAAAGGUUAAGGUAAGGUCUGCGUACAUCCUACUUGCUCAAGACCCCACUUGCAGGAUUACAUUAGAUAUGUUGUUGUUGUUGUUGAAGGGGAGCUAUGGAGUAACCACGAGGUCACGGGUUCAAGCCUUGGAAACAGCCUCUUGCAGAAAUGCAAGGUAAGGCUGUGUACAAAACACCUUUGUGGUGGGGCUCUUCCUCAGACCCUGCGCAUAGCGGGAGCUUUAGUUCGCUGGGCUGUCCUUUUAUGUUGUUGUUGUAAGUGCCGAGGGUCUAUCGGAAACAACCUCUCUACUUUUGCAGUAGGGGUAAGGUCUGCGUACAUUCUACGCUCCCAAAUGCCCACUUGUUGGAUUACAGUAGUUAUGUUGUUAUUGUUGCAAGUGUUGUAGUAGUUAAACAGGUAGAAUCUUUAUUGCUAUUUAUUAAUUCUUAUGGUCCCCCUACUUCUCCUACUCUAAGGGCCCUCAUGAGGGGUUGAUUUGGUUGUAUGAAAGGAGCAAUCUUUUUCAUAAUUUUUAGCUGCUGAGACGCUGAAUUAAUUUUGCAGCAUUGCCGGUGAUCGUUUGUACUCAAUUAGAGGAUGUUUGGACCAUGUAGUAGUUAGGAUUUAGAGAGAUUCUUUUAUCAAUUUUCUAGGACACGUAUGAAUUUGUGAAACCUUGAUUGAUUGCAACAAAGGAGUAAUCUGUUUAGUACUCUUUUAGCUGCUAAGACGCUGAAUUAGUUUUUCAGCAUUGUGGUGACCCUUUGACCUUUGUACUCAAUUUGAGGAUGUUUGAACUAGGAUACAGCAGAGUCGUGAAUAUGCGGUGGUUAGGAUUUAGAUAAGUUUCUUUUAUCGAUUUACUAGGACAUGUAAGAAUUUGUGAAUCCUUGAUUUGGUUGCUGCAAAGGAGCAAUCUUUCCAUACUUUUUAGCUGCCGAGAUGCUGAAUUAAUUUUUUAGCACUAUGGUGACCGUUUGUAUUUAAGUUGAGGAUGUUUGAAUCUAUGUUGCUCGGUCUCUUCAAAAGUGUAAUCUGGUGCUUGCCGGAUCCUUCAAAAAUAGUGCAUUUUUGGAGGAUCCGACACGGGUGCGGCAAUUUCAAAAGAGUCGGAGCAACUUAGGAUUGAACUAUGAUACAGCGGAGUCGUGAAUACAUAGUAGUUAAGAUUUAGAGAGAUUCUUUUAUUAAUUUAUUAGGGCAUGUACGAAGUUGUGAAACCUUGAUUUGGUUGCAGCAAAGGAGCAAUUAUUUUCAUAUUUUUAGCUGCUGAGAUGCACUAUAUUAAAUUUUCAAGAUUCUAGGUGAUCAUUUGGGACUGACGUGUUGUUAUUGUUGUUUUUCUGGGUGAUCAUUUGUACAACUAAAAGCUUAGUAGUGAUUUAUAAAUCUGGAACUGAAGAAAACACGAAAUGUGUUAGUAUCGUAGACGUUUUGCAUCUUAAAGCAUAGUGCCAAAAAGUAUAAACAGCUGUAUCUAAGUCGAGGAAUCAUGAAUUAUGGACUUUACUAUUUUGAGUUAUGUUGGAGAAGAUCUCACUUGAAAGGAAAGGUUAAAUUUUUCGGGAGUAUGUCAGUUACCAUCUGGAUGACUAUUUUAUGUUGUUGGUAUAAUCUUCUGUACGCUUUUAUUCCAUCAGCUGAUUGUUACGUAAAUGCAGAGCCUACAAUUUAUAAAUGGGUUCAAAAGCAGUUGAAGAUUUGUUAGAGGCGUCAUCCGGAGUACAUUAUUCCGGAUUUCAUUUAGAAGAGUCACAUACUUCAGAGAUUGAUCAACCAACAACUUCUAUAGAUGGAAGUGUUAAGCAACCGUUUGUCAUAGGAGUUGCUGGAGGUGCUGCAUCGGGCAAGACUACAGUUUGCGAUUUGAUUAUUGAUCAGCUUCACGAUCAGCGUGUUGUCCUAGUUAACCAGGAUUCUUUUUAUCACAAUUUGACUCUAGAAGAACUCACAAAAGUUCACGAGUACAACUUUGACCAUCCUGAUGCAUUUGACACUGAGCAACUGUUGUGUGUGAUGGAGAAAUUGAAGCAUGGGCAAGCUGUGGAUGUUCCAAAGUAUGAUUUUAAGAGUUACAAGAAUGACGUAUUCCCUCUUCGAAGGGUCAAUCCUUCGGAUGUUAUAAUUUUGGAAGGCAUACUCAUUUUUCAUGAUCCUCGUGUCCGAGAUCUGAUGAGUAUGAAGAUAUUUGUAGAUACAGAUGCUGAUGUACGCCUUGCAAGGAGGAUAAGACGAGACACUGUUGAAAAGAAUAGAGAUAUUGCUACAGUACUAGAUCAGUAUUCCAAGUUUGUCAAACCGGCUUUUGAUGACUUCAUUCUUCCAACAAAGAAGUAUGCUGACAUUAUCAUUCCCCGGGGUGGAGACAACCAUGUUGCGAUCGAUUUGAUUGUGCAACAUAUUAGGACGAAACUUGGUCAAAAUAAUCUUUGUAAAAUAUACCCUAACUUAUAUGUUAUUCAAUCUACUUUCCAGAUACGCGGCAUGCAUACACUUAUCCGCGAUGCACAGACGACAAAGCAUGAUUUUGUGUUUUAUGCUGAUAGAUUGAUUCGUUUGGUUGUUGAGCAUGGACUAGGACAUCUGCCAUUUACAGAAAAACAGGUGAUCACUCCAACCGGAUCGGUAUACAGUGGUGUAGAUUUCUGCAAGAGGUUAUGUGGUGUCUCUGUAAUUAGAAGUGGAGAGAGCAUGGAGAACGCGUUGCGUGCAUGUUGUAAAGGUAUCAAGAUAGGCAAGAUUCUUAUCCACAGAGAAGGUGACAACGGCCAGCAGCUGAUCUAUGAAAAACUACCAGAAGAUAUUGCACAAAGGCAUGUCCUUUUGUUAGAUCCUAUCCUUGGCACAGGGAAUUCAGCAGUUCAAGCUAUUUCUUUACUGUUAAAGAAGGGAGUCCCAGAGUCCAACAUUUUAUUCCUUAAUCUUAUCUCUGCGCCCCAAGGAGUACACGUGGUGUGUAAGCGUUUUCCAAGAAUAAAGAUUGUGACAUCUGAGAUAGAAAAUGGUUUGAACGAAGAAUUUCGUGUUAUCCCUGGAAUGGGAGAGUUUGGUGACAGGUAUUUCGGUACAGAUGAUGACUGAAACAUUGAAUAUUGGUGAUCGUGUUCCAUCUCUCCAUCGCGCGAGAGAGCUCAUGAUGAAUAUUGGUGGUCGUGUUCCAUCUCUGAAUCGCAGGAGAGAGCUCAUGAGGAAGAAAAGAGAGCCAGUUGAGGAUGAUUAAACAAUCAAUAAUGUGUUCAUAGCUUUGGACAUUUCAAAAUUUGUAUUCUGACUAUAGUUGCCUUAGAAAUGCAAUCUUCAAACUUAUUUUA
Molecule: messenger RNA, 4110 nt
Organism: Capsicum annuum
Lineage: Eukaryota; Viridiplantae; Streptophyta; Magnoliopsida; Solanales; Solanaceae
Product: uridine kinase-like protein 4
Exons: 14
Coding region: 2477-3880 (467 amino acids)
Cellular component (GO): cytoplasm
Molecular function (GO): kinase activity; ATP binding
Source: RefSeq, a predicted model, not a curated record